UUUGAUAGACACAACUAACAUCCAAUUAGCGCCUUUGCCUACGACUACAUGCUCUCGAUUGGCUGCCUGAAUUGCCCGAGGGGUGGGACGUAUUAAAUAACUUGACCCAGAGUCCGUAGGGAAAAAACUGAAGUUUCAAUCCUUCAAUCCUUUCAUGGUGACUGGUUUGACCGUGUAACCACGGGACGUUGAACUGUCCUCCCAAAUUUUGCACUCUGAACGUCGGAUUCUCUUUUUACCUCCAGUUUCCGAAGUUUAGUUUAAAGUAGAGCAAAAUGACUUCCGAAAUCCCGGAGAUUUUCAGGUCUCUCCUUGAGCACCCAUUCACUCUUCCGAACUUUGACAAUGACACAGACAAAGAGAAGCUGGGCCUUGGCGAUAGUGAUGACCUUGGCGGAGGGGGCAGUGACAUGGGCCCUUCAGCCGCCCUGACCCCUGCCAUCUGGGAAAAAACAAUUCCCUAUGAUGGCGAGAGCUUCCAUUUGGAGUACAUGGACCUGGAAGAGUUCCUCAUGGAGAAUGGCAUCCCGACCUCACCCAACGGAAACGCCUUAAAGGACAGUACAGAAGAAAGUGCCGUCAAGCCAGAGAAAGUGAAGGCCGUUCCCUCCACACAGACCAAAAUUAAAACUGUGGCAAGCGUGUCUCCAGUUGCUCUAAUGCCCAUUCAGGAUUUGGACACAUGUGAGGAGGAAGUGGUAACCCUCACCAGGAGCGACUCCGACCUUACAUGUGACGAUUCCACAGAGGUGAGCACUGGCAAAGUGACACCUGAGCCCAUCGACCCAGAUGAGAUAGAGGUCGACAUGAACUACGAGCCGGACCCCACAGACCUGGUCCUGUCCAGCGUUCCUGGCGGCGAACUGUUCGACCCACGCAAACACAAGUUCAGCGAGGACGAGCUCAAGCCACAGCCUAUGAUUAAGAAGGCCAAGAAAGUGUUUGUGCCUGAGGAACAGAAGGACGAUAAAUACUGGCAGAGGAGGAAGAAGAACAACAUGGCCGCCAAACGCUCGCGAGACGCCCGCAGAUUGAAGGAGAACCAGAUCACGGUCCGAGCAGCCUUCCUGGAGCGCGAGAAUGCAGCGUUGCGGUCGGAGGUGGCUGACCUCCGGAAGGAAUGCGGUCGAUUCAAGAACGUCGUGGGCUGCUAUGAGGCCAAAUUCGGACCACUUGCUGUGCCAGAUGACGAGUAGACUCCAUUUGAUUUAUUCAUUUAUUUUAUCUGAUGAAUCAAUAAAUCAAAACUGUUGGUACAUGGGAAGGCUAGAAUCGAUCAGAUGACGACGAGGAUGAAGAGAAGAGCAUGCUUGGAGGGCAUGACUGACAUGAUCGUCUUUUUUUUUCUCCUUUUAUUUUUCAUUCAUGUACUAUGUGAAACGAAGAAUGUGAGAGAAUUUUCAAGUGCUUCUGUAGACCGCCUCGUUUAUGAGGCGCACUUUUAUCAUGUUUUGUACACUUUUGGGGCCGAAAGAGAUCAUUUGUGAAGUUUAUUUGGAGGAACUCGGGUUUUAAGUUUUUAACUUCAAUAGGCAAUAUGUUGGUAGUUGAUGCAAUGGUCUAGACCAGUUCUUGAAUAAGGUUUGCAGUCUUUCAGUUUUGAAUGAAUUCAGAUUUUUUUUUUUCUUUAAGCUUCACAUUUACCAAGUAACUUAUCGUCUUUAGAGCUGGGCUUGUCUUUGCCCUGUAAAACUUCUGACUGUGACAUUUCCUUAAAGCUUCUUCUUAAGCUUCUUCAGGGGAUUACAGUGACAUGGCAACAUGAAAAAAAACAAAAACAAGCCGUGUUCACAUAUCUUUAUGUAAAAGCACUCAUUGCCAGUGCGGAGCUGACGCUGUGUUCACACCGUACUGAUGUCGCAUCUGUCUGUCGCUCUUGUGCCGUGUUUGUCAGCUGAAUGUACACCUGCGCUUCUCUCUCUGCAGAAAUUCAGUCUCGACUCAUCCGUUCACGUCAGCAACGCCCCAGAAGUCGGUGUGUAGAUUUCAGUGUGUGUAUUGUAAAUAGUUGUCGGCGAAAUCAUCAAGUGUACGCAGCACUAGUCGGGCGUUAGUCGAACACUCGGCAUGCUUCUGGACAGAUUGUCAAAGCUAACACUCGCCUGCAUUACUCCUGUGCCUCGGUUCUUCUGGCAUACUGAUUUGUGUACAGCAACAGGAUCUGUUGCUUUUAUUUUCCUUUUCUUCCAAGAUUAUUUUUAAAACUCUGUAUUUACAACACAUAAAAUCCCAAACAUCUCAAUUAUAGUCAAUAAUACAUGGGGUGUUGGGGAUCUUUUUCAUAUACAAAGAAACCUCUAAUAUUCUCAAAGUGUCUUCUACAUUUAAAGCCAUUUCAAUGCAGCUCGCAGUCUACCAGUUUACAGGGGAGCUAACUGUACGUCAUGCCAGAAAAUUCCCAGCUGUGUCUUACCCUCAGGUUGAUUUCCUGUCCAGCUCUGACAAAAAAAAAACAUUGAAAAAAGGGAAAAUAUAUCUAUUUUUUCUGCUGUGCUUCCAUCCAUAGAUAGACUUUUUAGCAAAAUGAACAGAAUAUUGUGAAGUUUCUUUGGAAAGGCUUUCCAAAUGUUCGCAGCUCUUAAAGCUACAUACAGUGUUGUGAGACGGAUCGACAGGUUAGCACCGGCAAUAUUUUUUUGUGGAAAAAUUCCAGACCUAUGCUCCACAGAUAGCUUCACUCCAAGCCUGACUCAUUACCAGGCACAUUAUGCAUUAACGUGUUUCUAUUUCUUUUUAAACUACCUUUUGAGGGUAACGACAGACGAUGAGCUUUUGGUCUCCUUUAAAUACUUUUUACAACUUUCUGCUGUAAUGGGGGCUGCAUUUGCCUUCUCUGGAACAGGUCAAUUUGUUAUCCUUCUGGUUACGUCUUUGUAUUUCUUUGUAAGAAACAUUUUGGCAUUUUAAGUGUGGCUGUCAUGUAUAUAAAGUAUGUAUAAUUAAAGCCUUGAUGACACAAA
This is a messenger RNA of Menidia menidia (Atlantic silverside), 2960 nucleotides long. The record is from the annotation of a GenBank genome assembly. Lineage: Eukaryota; Metazoa; Chordata; Actinopteri; Atheriniformes; Atherinopsidae.